Molecule: messenger RNA, 21714 nt
Organism: Colletotrichum truncatum
Lineage: Eukaryota; Fungi; Ascomycota; Sordariomycetes; Glomerellales; Glomerellaceae
Source: RefSeq, a predicted model, not a curated record
CAGGCCGCCGGUCCUGUUACUGCUACCUACGGUGGUUCGGUCACUCUUACCAGCACUUUCCCCGUCGGUCCCAACGGUGAACCAGCUUCUACGGUCGUCUACGUCCCUAGCCAGGCUGCCGGUCCCGUUACCGCUACAUAUGGCGGCUCAGUCACUCUCACCAGCACAUUCCCUGUCGGACCCAACGGCGAACCUGCGUCAACAGUUGUUUACGUUCCCAGUGGCUCUGGACCUCUGGCAAAUGUUUUUACUACUACCUACGGCGGUUCGGCCACUCUCACCACCACUUUCCCGCUCGGUCCUAAUGGCGAACCUGCCUCAACUGUAGUUUACAUUCCAAUUACCGGCACAUCUAUUAUACCCUCUGAGACUGCAUCUUAUGUUACAUUGACGACUGGAUAUGACGGAUCAGUCACUGCCUACCAGACACUGGCACCACCUGCCUCUGGACUGCCCGGCACCGUACUUGUGCAAGUUCCAACUACUAACAUUGCCUCCGCUACAGAUAGUCUCAUUGUAUCAGGCGGGACGACCUAUGUAAGAUACACAACGUAUAUCGACGGUUCAUCAUUUACUACCUCAACAAUACCACCUGGCCGACCAGGCGAUCCCUAUACAAUUCUUGUAGCAGCUGCUAGAAGAGCAUUUAUAGCUACCUCUACAGUACGCGGAUUAACAGCACGGAUAACAUCAACCUUACCAAUUGGACCAGAUGGCAUACAAACAGUCAUUAUCCAGGUUCCAGAUACAAUUAUCACACCAACAAUACCAACUGCCACAGCCUCUUCGUACACGACAGUCGUUACUGGUGUCCCUGGUACUUUCACCGGCACUCUGGUAUCGACUCUGCCUGCUGGUCCUGACGGUAUUGCAACCGUUCUGUUCCAAACCGCUAUUCCCACCGCUACCGCCUCUUCGUACACGACGGUCGUCACUGGCGUCCCUGGCACGUUCACAGGCACUUUGGUUUCGACGUUGCCAGCUGGUCCAGACGGAAUCGCAACAGUGCUUUUCCAGACUGCCAACCCGGGUGCCACCGCCUCUUCGUACACGACGGUCGUCACUGGCGUCCCGGGCACAUUCACAGGCACUCUGGUUUCGACGUUGCCAGCUGGUCCAGACGGAAUCGCAACAGUGCUUUUCCAGACUGCCAACCCGAGUGCCACCGCCUCGUCGUACACGACGGUCGUCACUGGCGUCCCUGGUACUUUCACGGGCACUUUGGUUUCGACUCUGCCAGCUGGUCCAGACGGAAUCGCAACAGUUCUUUUCCAGACUGCCAACCCGAGUGCUACCGCCUCCUCAUACACUACGGUCGUCACUGGCGUCCCUGGUACUUUCACGGGCACUUUGGUAUCGACACUACCUGCUGGCCCAGAUGGUAUCGCAACAGUCCUCUUCCAGACUGCCAUUCCUACUGCCACCGCCUCGUCGUACACGACGGUCGUUACUGGUGUCCCUGGUACUUUCACCGGCACUCUCGUUUCGACUCUGCCUGCUGGUCCUGACGGUAUUGCAACCGUUCUGUUCCAAACCGCUAUUCCCACCGCUACCGCCUCUUCGUACACGACGGUCGUCACUGGCGUCCCUGGCACGUUCACAGGCACUUUGGUUUCGACUCUGCCAGCUGGUCCAGACGGAAUCGCAACAGUCCUUUUCCAAACUGCCAUUCCUACUGCCACCGCCUCGUCGUACACGACGGUCGUCACUGGCGUCCCUGGCACGUUCACAGGCACUUUGGUUUCGACGUUGCCAGCUGGUCCAGACGGAAUCGCAACAGUGCUUUUCCAGACUGCCAACCCGGGUGCCACCGCCUCUUCGUACACGACGGUCGUCACUGGCGUCCCUGGCACAUUCACAGGCACUCUGGUUUCGACUCUGCCAGCUGGUCCAGACGGAAUCGCAACAGUCCUUUUCCAGACUGCCAUUCCUACUGCCACCGCCUCGUCGUACACUACGGUCGUCACUGGCGUCCCUGGUACUUUCACGGGCACUUUGGUAUCGACACUACCUGCUGGCCCAGAUGGUAUCGCAACAGUCCUCUUCCAGACUGCCAUUCCUACUGCCACCGCCUCGUCGUACACGACGGUCGUCACUGGCGUCCCUGGUACUUUCACGGGCACUUUGGUUUCGACUCUGCCAGCUGGUCCAGACGGAAUCGCAACAGUGCUUUUCCAGACUGCUAACACGAGUGCCACCGCCUCGUCGUACACGACGGUCGUCACUGGCGUCCCUGGCACAUUCACAGGCACACUUGGUUUCGACGUUGCCAGCUGGUCCAGACGGAAUCGCAACAGUCUUUUCCAGACUGCCAUUCCUACUGCCACCGCCUCGUCGUACACUACGGUCGUCACUGGCGUCCCUGGUACUUUCACGGGCACUUUGGUAUCGACACUGCCUGCUGGCCCAGAUGGUAUCGCAACAGUCCUCUUCCAGACUGCCAUUCCUACUGCCACCGCCUCGUCGUACACGACGGUCGUCACUGGCGUCCCUGGUACUUUCACGGGCACUUUGGUUUCGACUCUGCCAGCUGGUCCAGACGGAAUCGCAACAGUGCUUUUCCAGACUGCCAACCCUACUGCCACCGCCUCUUCGUACACGACGGUCGUCACUGGCGUCCCGGGCACAUUCACAGGCACUUUGGUUUCGACGUUGCCAGCUGGUCCAGACGGAAUCGCAACAGUGCUUUUCCAGACUGCCAUUCCUACUGCCACCGCCUCGUCGUACACUACGGUCGUCACUGGCGUCCCUGGUACUUUCACGGGCACUUUGGUAUCGACACUACCUGCUGGCCCAGAUGGUAUCGCAACAGUCCUCUUCCAGACUGCCAUUCCUACUGCCACCGCCUCGUCGUACACGACGGUCGUCACUGGCGUCCCUGGUACUUUCACGGGCACUUUGGUUUCGACUCUGCCAGCUGGUCCAGACGGAAUCGCAACAGUCCUUUUCCAGACUGCUAACACGAGUGCCACCGCCUCGUCGUACACGACGGUCGUCACUGGCGUCCCUGGCACUUUCACCGGCACUUUGGUUUCGACGUUGCCAGCUGGUCCAGACGGAAUCGCAACAGUCCUUUUCCAGACUGCCAACCCGAGUGCUACCGCCUCUUCGUACACGACGGUCGUCACUGGCGUCCCUGGUACUUUCACGGGCACUUUGGUAUCGACAUUACCUGCUGGCCCAGAUGGUAUCGCAACAGUCCUUUUCCAGACUGCUAACCCGAGUGCCACCGCCUCUUCGUACACGACGGUCGUCACUGGCGUCCCUGGCACGUUCACCGGCACUUUGGUUUCGACGUUGCCAGCUGGUCCAGACGGAAUCGCAACAGUCCUUUUCCAGACUGCUAACACGAGUGCCACCGCCUCGUCGUACACGACGGUCGUCACUGGCGUCCCUGGCACGUUCACCGGCACUUUGGUUUCGACGUUGCCAGCUGGUCCAGACGGAAUCGCAACAGUCCUUUUCCAGACUGCCAUUCCUACUGCCACCGCCUCGUCGUACACGACGGUCGUCACUGGCGUCCCUGGUACUUUCACAGGCACUUUGGUUUCGACGUUGCCAGCUGGUCCAGACGGAAUCGCAACCGUUCUGCUCCAGACUGCCAUUCCUAUCGCUACCGCCUCUUCAUACACUACGGUCGUCACUGGUGUCCCUGGCACUUUCACCGGCACUUUGGUUUCGACGUUGCCAGCUGGUCCAGACGGAAUCGCAACAGUCCUUUUCCAGACUGCCAACCCGAGUGCUACCGCCUCUUCGUACACGACGGUCGUCACUGGCGUCCCUGGUACUUUCACGGGCACUUUGGUAUCGACAUUGCCUGCUGGCCCAGAUGGUAUCGCAACAGUCCUCUUCCAGACUGCCAUUCCUACUGCCACCGCCUCGUCGUACACGACGGUCGUUACUGGUGUCCCUGGUACUUUCACCGGCACUCUGGUAUCGACUCUGCCUGCUGGUCCUGACGGUAUUGCAACCGUUCUGUUCCAAACCGCUAUUCCCACCGCUACCGCCUCUUCGUACACGACGGUCGUCACUGGCGUCCCUGGCACGUUCACAGGCACUUUGGUUUCGACGUUGCCAGCUGGUCCAGACGGAAUCGCAACAGUCCUUUUCCAAACUGCCAUUCCUACUGCCACCGCCUCGUCGUACACGACGGUCGUCACUGGCGUCCCUGGCACGUUCACAGGCACUUUGGUUUCGACGUUGCCAGCUGGUCCAGACGGAAUCGCAACAGUGCUUUUCCAGACUGCCAACCCGGGUGCCACCGCCUCUUCGUACACGACGGUCGUCACUGGCGUCCCUGGCACAUUCACAGGCACUCUCGUUUCGACUCUGCCAGCUGGUCCUGAUGGUAUCGCAACAGUUCUUUUCCAGACCGCAAACCCCACUGCCACAGCCUCCUCAUACACGACGGUUGUCACUGGUGUUCCUGGCAACUUCAUUGGUACUCUUGUAUCUACCUUGGCGGCUGGUCUUGACGGCAUUGUUACUAUUCUGUUCCAAACCGCCAUUCCAACCGCUACCGCCUCUUCGUACACGACGGUCGUCACUGGCGUCCCUGGCACAUUCACAGGCACUCUCGUUUCGACUCUGCCAGCUGGUCCAGACGGAAUCGCAACAGUCCUCUUCCAGACUGCCAUUCCUACUGCCACCGCCUCGUCGUACACGACGGUCGUCACUGGCGUCCCUGGUACUUUCACAGGCACUCUCGUUUCGACUCUGCCAGCUGGUCCAGACGGAAUCGCAACAGUCCUUUUCCAGACUGCCAUUCCUACUGCCACCGCCUCGUCGUACACUACGGUCGUCACUGGCGUCCCUGGUACUUUCACCGGCACUUUGGUAUCGACACUACCUGCUGGCCCAGAUGGUAUCGCAACAGUCCUCUUCCAGACUGCCAUUCCUACUGCCACCGCCUCGUCGUACACGACGGUCGUCACUGGCGUCCCUGGUACUUUCACGGGCACUUUGGUUUCGACGUUGCCAGCUGGUCCAGACGGAAUCGCAACCGUUCUGCUCCAGACUGCCAUUCCUAUCGCUACCGCCUCUUCAUACACUACGGUCGUCACUGGUGUCCCUGGCACUGCCACCGCCUCGUCGUACACGACGGUCGUCACUGGCGUCCCUGGCACGUUCACCGGCACUUUGGUUUCGACGUUGCCAGCUGGUCCAGACGGAAUCGCAACAGUCCUUUUCCAAACUGCCAUUCCUACUGCCACCGCCUCGUCGUACACGACGGUUGUGACUGGCGUCCCUGGUACAUUUACCGGCACUCUGGUAUCCACUUUGCCAGCCGGCCCCGGCGGAAUCGCUACAGUCUUGCUUCAGACGGCUAUUCCUACCAUUACCGCCUCUUCCUAUACCACCGUUGUCACUGGUGUUCCUGGCAACUUUAUCGGUACUCUUGUUUCCACCCUUGCGGCUGGCCCUGAUGGCAUUGCCACUGUUCUGUUCCAAACCGCCGUUCCCACCGCUACCGCCUCUUCGUACACGACGGUCGUCACUGGCGUGCCUGGCACAUUCACCGGCACUCUCGUUUCGACUUUGCCUGCUGGUCCAGACGGAAUCGCAACAGUCCUUUUCCAGACUGCUAACCCGAGUGCCACCGCCUCUUCGUACACGACGGUUGUCACUGGUGUGCCUGGCAACUUUAUCGGCACGCUUGUUUCUACUUUGGCGGCUGGUCCAGAUGGCAUUGCCACUGUCCUGUUCCAAACUGCCAUUUCAAGUGCAACGGCAUCUUCAUAUACUACGGUUGUUACAGGCGUUCCUGGCACAUUUACCGGCACUCUGGUAACCACUCUCCCUGCCGGCCCCGGUGGAAUUGCCACGGUUCUACUCCAAACAGCUGUUCCAACUGCCUCAGUGUCGUCAUAUACUACGGUUGUCACUGGUGUUCCUGGCAACUUUAUCGGUACUCUUGUUUCCACCCUUGCGGCUGGCCCUGAUGGCAUUGCCACUGUUCUGUUCCAAACCGCCGUUCCCACCGCUACCGCCUCUUCGUACACGACGGUCGUCACUGGCGUCCCUGGCACAUUCACAGGCACUCUGGUUUCAACUUUGCCUGCUGGUCCAGACGGAAUCGCAACAGUACUCUUCCAAACUGCCAACCCCACCGCUACCGCCUCUUCAUACACCACGGUUGUUACUGGCGUCCCAGGUACUUUCACCGGCACUUUGGUAUCGACUCUGCCUGCUGGCCCCGGCGGAAUCGCUACAGUCUUGCUUCAGACGGCUAUUCCUACCAUUACCGCCUCUUCCUACACCACCGUUGUCACUGGUGUGCCUGGCACAUUCACCGGCACUCUCGUUUCGACUUUGCCUGCUGGUCCAGACGGAAUCGCAACAGUUCUCUUCCAAACUGGCAACCCUACCGCCACAGCCUCGUCGUACACCACGGUUGUCACCGGUGUGCCGGGCAACUUCAUUGGUACACUUGUUUCCACUCUUGCUGCCGGCCCAGAUGGCGUUGCCACUAUACUGUUCCAGACUGCCAUUUCAAGUGCAACGGCCUCUUCGUACACCACGGUUGUUACUGGCGUCCCUGGUACUUUCACCGGCACCCUAGUAUCUACUCUGCCAGCCGGUCCCGGUGGAAUUGCCACGGUCUUGCUUCAGACGGCAAUUCCUACUGCCACAGCCUCUUCCUAUACUACCGUUGUCACUGGUGUGCCUGGUAACUUCAUCGGUACUCUUGUUUCUACUCUUGCUGCCGGUCCAGAUGGCAUUGCUACUGUUCUCUUCCAAACUGCCAUUCCUACUACCACAGCCUCUUCGUACACGACGGUUGUUACAGGCGUUCCUGGCACAUUCACUGGCACUCUGGUAUCGACGUUGCCCGCCGGCCCCGGCGGAAUCGCCACAGUUCUACUUCAGACGGCUAUCCCUACUGCUACAGCCUCUUCUUACACCACGGUUGUCACUGGUGUGCCUGGCAACUUUAUCGGUACACAGGUCUCUACUUUAGCAGCUGGCCCUGACGGCAUUGCUACUGUCCUGUUCCAAACUGCCAUUCCCACCGCUACCGCUUCGUCCUAUACGACGGUUGUCACUGGUGUCCCUGGUACUUUCACAGGCACUCUGGUUUCAACUUUGCCUGCUGGUCCAGACGGAAUCGCAACAGUACUCUUCCAAACUGCCAACCCCACCGCUACCGCCUCUUCAUACACCACGGUUGUUACUGGCGUCCCAGGUACUUUCACCGGCACUUUGGUAUCGACUCUGCCUGCUGGCCCCGGCGGAAUCGCUACAGUCUUGCUUCAGACGGCUAUUCCUACCAUUACCGCCUCUUCCUACACCACCGUUGUCACUGGUGUGCCUGGCACAUUCACCGGCACUCUCGUUUCGACUUUGCCUGCUGGUCCAGACGGAAUCGCAACAGUUCUCUUCCAAACUGGCAACCCUACCGCCACAGCCUCGUCGUACACCACGGUUGUCACCGGUGUGCCGGGCAACUUCAUUGGUACACUUGUUUCCACUCUUGCUGCCGGCCCAGAUGGCGUUGCCACUAUACUGUUCCAGACUGCCAUUUCAAGUGCAACGGCCUCUUCGUACACCACGGUUGUUACUGGCGUCCCUGGUACUUUCACCGGCACCCUAGUAUCUACUCUGCCAGCCGGUCCCGGUGGAAUUGCCACGGUCUUGCUUCAGACGGCAAUUCCUACUGCCACAGCCUCUUCCUAUACUACCGUUGUCACUGGUGUGCCUGGUAACUUCAUCGGUACUCUUGUUUCUACUCUUGCUGCCGGUCCAGAUGGCAUUGCUACUGUUCUCUUCCAAACUGCCAUUCCUACUACCACAGCCUCUUCGUACACGACGGUUGUUACAGGCGUUCCUGGCACAUUCACUGGCACUCUGGUAUCGACGUUGCCCGCCGGCCCCGGCGGAAUCGCCACAGUUCUACUUCAGACGGCUAUCCCUACUGCUACAGCCUCUUCUUACACCACGGUUGUCACUGGUGUGCCUGGCAACUUUAUCGGUACACAGGUCUCUACUUUAGCAGCUGGCCCUGACGGCAUUGCUACUGUCCUGUUCCAAACUGCCAUUCCCACCGCUACCGCUUCGUCCUAUACGACGGUUGUCACUGGUGUGCCUGGCACAUUCACAGGCACUCUGGUUUCAACUUUGCCUGCUGGUCCAGACGGAAUCGCAACAGUACUCUUCCAAACUGCCAACCCCACCGCUACCGCCUCUUCAUACACCACGGUUGUUACUGGCGUCCCAGGUACUUUCACCGGCACUUUGGUAUCCACUCUGCCUGCUGGUCUCGGAGGAAUCGCUACCGUUCUCCUUCAGACGGCUAUUCCCACUAUCACCGCCUCUUCCUACACCACUGUUGUCACUGGUGUACCUGGUAACUUCGUUGGUACUCUUGUAUCUACCUUGGCAGCUGGUCUUGACGGCAUUGUUACUAUUCUGUUCCAAACUGCCAUCCCUACUGCUACCGCCUCGUCGUACACCACGGUUGUCACUGGUGUGCCUGGCAACUUUAUCGGCACGCUUGUUUCUACUUUGGCGGCUGGUCCAGAUGGCAUUGCCACUGUCCUGUUCCAAACUGCCAUUUCAAGUGCAACGGCAUCUUCAUAUACUACGGUUGUUACAGGCGUCCCUGGCACAUUUACCGGCACUCUGGUAUCGACAGUACCUGCCGGCCCUGGUGGAAUCGCUACCGUUCUACUUCAGACGGCUAUUCCCACCGCUACCGCCUCAUCGUACACCACGAUUGUCACUGGUGUUCCUGGCACAUUCACCGGCACUCUCGUUUCGACUUUGCCUGCUGGUCCAGACGGAAUCGCAACAGUCCUUUUCCAGACUGCUAACCCGAGUGCCACCGCCUCUUCGUACACGACGGUCAUUACUGGCGUCCCGGGCACAUUCACAGGCACUUUGGUUUCGACUCUGCCAGCUGGUCCAGACGGAAUCGCAACAGUCCUUUUCCAGACUGCUAACCCGAGUGCCACCGCCUCUUCGUACACGACGGUCAUUACUGGCGUCCCGGGCACAUUCACAGGCACUUUGGUUUCGACUCUGCCAGCUGGUCCAGAUGGUAUCGCAACAGUCCUCUUCCAGACUGCCAUUCCUACUGCCACCGCCUCGUCGUACACUACCGUUAUCACUGGCGUCCCUGGCACAUUCACAGGCACUCUGGUUUCGACACUUCCCGCUGGUCCCGGUGGAAUCGCCACGGUCUUGCUUCAGACGGCUAUUCCUACCACUACCGCAUCUUCCUACACCACGGUCGUCACUGGUGUGCCUGGCACAUUCACCGGCACUCUCGUUUCGACUUUGCCAGCUGGUCCAGACGGAAUCGCAACAGUCCUUUUCCAGACUGCUAACCCGAGUGCCACCGCCUCGUCGUACACGACGGUCGUCACUGGCGUCCCUGGUACUUUCACGGGCACUUUGGUUUCGACCCUGCCAGCUGGUCCAGACGGAAUUGCAACAGUCCUUUUCCAGACUGCCAUUCCUACUGCCACCGCCUCGUCGUACACGACGGUCGUCACUGGCGUCCCGGGCACAUUCACAGGCACUCUUGUUUCGACUUUGUCUGCUGGUCCAGACGGAAUCGCAACAGUUCUUUUCCAGACUGCCAUUCCUACCACUACCGCCUCGUCGUACACGACGGUUGUCACUGGUGUCCCUGGCACAUUCACCGGCACACUGGUUUCGACUUUGCCCGCUGGUCCAGACGGAAUCGCAACAGUUCUUUUCCAGACUGCCAACCCCACUGCUACCGCCUCUUCGUACACGACGGUUGUCACUGGUGUGCCUGGCACAUUCACCGGCACUCUCGUUUCGACUCUGCCAGCUGGUCCUGAUGGUAUCGCAACAGUUCUUUUCCAGACCGCAAACCCCACUGCCACAGCCUCCUCAUACACGACGGUUGUCACUGGUGUUCCUGGCAACUUCAUUGGUACUCUUGUUUCCACUCUUGCCGCCGGUCCAGAUGGCGUUGCUACUGUUCUGUUCCAAACUGCCAUUCCCACCGCUACCGCCUCCUCAUACACGACGGUUGUUACUGGUGUCCCUGGUACAUUCACCGGCACUCUCGUUUCGACUUUGCCCGCCGGCCCAGACGGAAUCGCAACAGUUCUUUUCCAAACCGCCAACCCUACUGCCACUGCCUCGUCCUACACGACGGUUGUCACUGGUGUGCCUGGCACAUUCACCGGCACUCUCGUUUCGACUCUGCCAGCUGGUCCUGAUGGUAUCGCAACAGUUCUUUUCCAGACCGCAAACCCCACUGCCACAGCCUCCUCAUACACGACGGUUGUCACUGGUGUUCCUGGCAACUUCAUUGGUACUCUUGUUUCCACUCUUGCCGCCGGUCCAGAUGGCGUUGCUACUGUUCUGUUCCAAACUGCCAUUCCCACCACUACCGCCUCCUCAUACACGACGGUCGUCACUGGCGUCCCUGGUACUUUCACGGGCACUUUGGUUUCGACCCUGCCAGCUGGUCCAGACAGAAUCGCAACAGUCCUCUUCCAGACUGCCAUUCCUACUGCCACCGCCUCGUCGUACACGACGGUCGUCACUGGCGUCCCUGGCACAUUCACCGGCACUCUGGUUUCGACUUUGCCCGCUGGUCCAGACGGAAUCGCAACAGUUCUUUUCCAGACUGCCAACCCCACUGCCACAGCGUCAUCAUACACUACGGUCGUCACUGGUGUGCCUGGUAACUUCAUCGGCACACUUGUUUCCACUCUUGCGGCUGGUCCAGAUGGCAUUGCCACUGUUCUGUUCCAAACUGCCAUUCCUACCGCUACCGCCUCUUCGUACACUACGGUUGUUACUGGCGUCCCUGGCACAUUUACCGGCACUCUGGUAUCGACACUACCUGCCGGCCCUGGUGGAAUCGCUACCGUUCUACUUCAGACGGCUAUUCCCACUGCUACCGCCUCUUCGUACACGACGGUUGUCACUGGUGUGCCUGGCACAUUCACCGGCACUCUCGUUUCGACUCUGCCAGCUGGUCCUGAUGGUAUCGCAACAGUUCUUUUCCAGACCGCAAACCCCACUGCCACAGCCUCCUCAUACACGACGGUUGUCACUGGUGUUCCUGGCAACUUCAUUGGUACUCUUGUUUCCACUCUUGCCGCCGGUCCAGAUGGCGUUGCUACUGUUCUGUUCCAAACUGCCAUUCCCACCACUACCGCCUCCUCAUACACGACGGUUGUUACUGGUGUCCCUGGUACAUUCACCGGCACUCUCGUUUCGACUUUGCCCGCCGGCCCAGACGGAAUCGCAACAGUUCUUUUCCAAACCGCCAACCCUACUGCCACUGCCUCGUCCUACACGACGGUUGUCACUGGUGUGCCUGGCACAUUCACCGGCACUCUCGUUUCGACUCUGCCAGCUGGUCCUGAUGGUAUCGCAACAGUUCUUUUCCAGACCGCAAACCCCACUGCCACAGCCUCCUCAUACACGACGGUUGUCACUGGUGUUCCUGGCAACUUCAUUGGUACUCUUGUUUCCACUCUUGCCGCCGGUCCAGAUGGCGUUGCUACUGUUCUGUUCCAAACUGCCAUUCCCACCGCUACCGCCUCCUCAUACACGACGGUCGUCACUGGCGUCCCUGGCACGUUCACCGGCACUUUGGUUUCGACUCUGCCAGCUGGCCCAGACGGAAUCGCAACAGUCCUUUUCCAAACUGCCAUUCCUACUGCUACCGCCUCUUCCUACACGACGGUUGUCACUGGCGUCCCUGGUACCUUCACUGGCACCUUGGUAUCGACCUUGCCAGCCGGCCCAGACGGAAUCGCAACAGUCUUGCUUCAGACUGCUAUUCCUACUGCCACAGCCUCUUCCUAUACUACCGUUGUCACUGGUGUGCCUGGCAACUUCAUCGGUACACUUGUCUCCACACUUGCGGCUGGCCCAGAUGGCAUUGCGACUGUUUUCCUCUUCGUACACGACGGUUGUCACUGGCGUCCCUGGCACUUUACCGGCACUUUGGUGUCGACUUUGCCAGCUGGUCCUGGUGGUAUCGCAACAGUUCUUUUCCAAACCGCCAACCCUACUGCCACUGCCUCGUCCUACACGACGGUUGUCACUGGUGUGCCCGGCACAUUCACAGGCACUCUGGUAUCAACCCUGCCUGCCGGCCCAGACGGAAUUGCUACUGUUCUGUUCCAAACUGCAAUUCCUACCGCUACCGCCUCAUCAUACACCACUCUUAUCACUGGUGUCCCUGGCACAUUCACUGGCACCUUGGUAUCGACACUACCUGCCGGCCCUGGUGGAAUUGCUACCGUUCUACUUCAGACGGCUAUUCCCACUCUUACCGCCUCUUCCUACACCACUGUUGUCACUGGUGUACCUGGCAACUUCGUUGGUACUCUUGUAUCUACCUUGGCGGCUGGUCUUGACGGCAUUGUUACUAUUCUGUUCCAAACCGCCAUUCCAACCGCUACCGCCUCUUCGUACACGACAGUCCUCACUGGUAUCCCUGGCACAUUUACCGGCACUCUGGUAUCCACUCUGCCUGCUGGCCCCGGAGGAAUCGCUACAGUCUUGCUUCAGACUGCUAUUCCUACUGCCACAGCCUCGUCGUACACCACCGUUGUCACUGGUGUGCCUGGUACUUUCACAGGCACUCUGGUUUCCACGUUGCCAGCCGGUCCUGAUGGUGUCGCAACAGUUCUUUUCCAGACCGCAAACCCCACUGCUACCGCCUCUUCCUACACCACAGUUGUUACUGGCGUACCUGGCAACUUUAUCGGUACUCUUGUAUCUACCUUGGCGGCUGGUCUUGACGGCAUUGUUACUAUUCUGUUCCAAACCGCCAUUCCAACCGCUACCGCCUCGUCCUAUACGACGGUUGUCACUGGUAUUCCUGGUACUUUCACAGGCACCUCGGUAUCGACACUACCUGUCGGCCCUGGAGGAAUCGCCACGGUCUUGCUUCAGACUGCCAUUCCUACUGUUACCGCCUCCUCAUAUACCACGGUUGUCACCGGUGUGCCGGGCAACUUCAUUGGUACACUUGUUUCCACUCUUGCCGCCGGCCCUGAUGGCAUUGCCACUGUUCUGUUCCAGACAGCCAUUCCUACCACUACCGCCUCGUCUUACACGACGGUUGUCACUGGUGUGCCUGGCACAUUCACCGGCACUCUGGUAUCAACUCUACCUGCCGGUCCUGAUGGUGUCGCAACAGUUCUUUUCCAGACCGCAAACCCCACUGCUACCGCCUCUUCCUACACGACGGUUGUCACUGGCGUCCCUGGUACCUUCACUGGCACCUUGGUAUCGACCUUGCCAGCCGGCCCAGACGGAAUCGCAACAGUCUUGCUUCAGACUGCUAUUCCUACUGCCACAGCCUCUUCCUAUACUACCGUUGUCACUGGUGUGCCUGGCAACUUCAUCGGUACACUUGUCUCCACACUUGCGGCUGGCCCAGAUGGCAUUGCGACUGUUUUGUUCCAAACUGCCAUUCCCACCGCCACUGCCUCGUCUUACACGACGGUUGUCACUGGUAUUCCUGGUACUUUCACCGGCACAUUGGUGUCGACGUUGCCUGCCGGUCCUGAUGGUGUCGCAACAGUUCUUUUCCAAACUGCGAACCCCACUGCUACCGCCUCUUCCUACACGACGGUUGUCACUGGCGUCCCUGGUACCUUCACUGGCACCUUGGUAUCGACACUACCUGCCGGCCCCGGAGGAAUCGCAACAGUCUUGCUUCAGACUGCUAUUCCUACUGCCACAGCCUCUUCCUAUACUACCGUUGUCACUGGUGUGCCUGGCAACUUCAUCGGUACACUUGUCUCCACACUUGCGGCUGGCCCAGAUGGCAUUGCGACUGUUUUGUUCCAAACUGCCAUUCCCACCGCCACUGCCUCGUCUUACACGACGGUUGUCACUGGUAUUCCUGGUACUUUCACCGGCACAUUGGUGUCGACGUUGCCUGCCGGUCCUGAUGGUGUCGCAACAGUUCUUUUCCAAACUGCGAACCCCACUGCUACCGCCUCUUCCUACACGACGGUUGUCACUGGCGUCCCUGGUACCUUCACUGGCACCUUGGUAUCGACACUACCUGCCGGCCCCGGAGGAAUCGCAACAGUCUUGCUUCAGACUGCUAUUCCUACUGCCACAGCCUCUUCCUAUACUACCGUUGUCACUGGUGUGCCUGGCAACUUCAUCGGUACACUUGUCUCCACACUUGCGGCUGGCCCAGAUGGCAUUGCGACUGUUUUGUUCCAAACUGCCAUUCCCACCGCCACUGCCUCGUCUUACACGACGGUUGUCACUGGUAUUCCUGGUACUUUCACCGGCACAUUGGUGUCGACGUUGCCUGCCGGUCCUGAUGGUGUCGCAACAGUACUCUUCCAGACCGCAAACCCCACUGCUACCGCCUCUUCCUACACCACAGUUGUUACUGGCGUACCUGGCAACUUUAUCGGUACUCUUGUAUCUACCUUGGCGGCUGGCCCCGAUGGCAUUGCUACUGUUCUGUUCCAAACUGCAAUUCCUACCGCUACCGCCUCAUCAUACACCACUCUUGUCACUGGUGUGCCCGGCACAUUCACAGGCACUCUGGUAUCGACACUACCUGCCGGCCCCGGAGGAAUCGCCACGGUCUUGCUUCAGACUGCCAUUCCUACUGUUACCGCCUCCUCAUAUACCACGGUUGUUACUGGUGUUCCUGGCAACUUCAUUGGUACUCUCGUUUCCACUCUUGCUGCCGGUCCAGAUGGCGUUGCUACUGUUCUGUUCCAGACUGCCAUUCCUACCACUACCGCCUCGUCUUACACGACGGUUGUCACUGGUGUGCCUGGCAACUUUAUCGGUACACUUGUCUCCACACUUGCGGCUGGUCCCGAUGGUAUCGCUACUGUUCUCUUCCAAACUGCCAUUCCUACUACCACAGCCUCUUCGUACACGACGGUUGUUACAGGCGUUCCUGGCACAUUCACAGGCACUCUGGUGUCGACGUUGCCCGCCGGCCCAGACGGAGUCGCAACAGUUCUUUUCCAGACCGCAAACCCCACUGCUACCGCCUCGUCCUACACGACGGUUGUCACUGGUGUGCCUGGCAACUUUAUCGGUACACUUGUCUCCACACUUGCGGCUGGUCCCGAUGGUAUCGCUACUGUUCUGUUCCAGACUGCCAUUUCAAGUGCAACGGCCUCUUCGUACACCACGGUUGUUACUGGCGUCCCUGGUACUUUCACCGGCACCAUAGUAUCCACUCUGCCAGCCGGUCCCGGUGGAAUUGCCACGGUCUUGCUUCAGACUGCUAUUCCUACUGCCACAGCCUCUUCCUAUACUACCGUUGUCACUGGUGUGCCUGGCACAUUCAUCGGCACUCUUGUUUCCACUCUUGCUGCCGGUCCAGAUGGCGUUGCUACUGUUCUGUUCCAGACUGCCAUUCCUACCACUACCGCCUCGUCUUACACGACGGUUGUCACUGGUGUGCCUGGCACAUUUACCGGCACUUUGGUGUCGACUUUGCCAGCUGGUCCUGACGGUAUCGCCACAGUCCUUUUUCAAACCGCCAACCCUACUGCCACUGCCUCGUCGUACACGACGGUUGUCACUGGUGUCCCUGGCACAUUCAUUGGCACUUUGGUAUCGACAUUGCCCGCCGGCCCUGGUGGAAUCGCCACUAUUCUACUUCAGACGGCUAUUCCUACUGCCACAGCCUCUUCCUACACCACUGUUGUCACUGGUGUACCUGGCAACUUCGUUGGUACUCUUGUAUCUACCUUGGCGGCUGGUCUUGACGGCAUUGUUACUAUUCUGUUCCAAACCGCCAUUCCAACCUCUUCUGCCUCGUCGUACACGACGGUCGUCACCGGCGUUCCUGGCACUUUUUCGGGUACUUUGGUAUCAACCCUUCCUGCAGGGCCUGGUGGAAUCGCUACAGUUGUUCUACAGACUGCCAUUCCGUUCCCAACGUCAUACACCACAAUUGUUACUGGCGUUCCUGGCACUUUCGCAGGCACUCGUGCCACCACAUUGCCAGUUUCUGGAACAUUAGGAACCGUUCUCCUGGAGACAGCUCUACCGAUUCCCACCGCCUACACUACCAUUACUACCGGCGUCUUUGGCACUUUCUCCGGCACUCAGGUUUCAACUAUUCCCGGAAGUGACACUAUUGCCACAGUUGUUCUGCAGACUGCCAUUCCGUUCCCGACUUCCUACACCACAAUUGUUACUGGCGUUCCUGGCACUUUCGCAGGCACUCGUGCCACCACAUUGCCAGUUUCUGGAACAUUAGGAACCGUUCUCCUGGAGACAGCUCUACCGAUUCCCACCGCCUACACUACCAUUACUACCGGCGUCUUUGGCACUUUCUCCGGCACUCAGGUUUCAACUAUUCCCGGAAGUGACACUAUUGCCACAGUUGUUCUGCAGACUGCCAUUCCGUUCCCGACUUCCUACACCACAAUUGUUACUGGCGUUCCUGGCACUUUCGCAGGCACUCGUGCCACCACAUUGCCAGUUUCUGGAACAUUAGGAACCGUUCUCCUGGAGACAGCUCUACCGAUUCCCACCGCCUACACUACCAUUACUACCGGCGUCUUUGGCACUUUCUCCGGCACUCAGGUUUCAACUAUUCCCGGAAGUGACACUAUUGCCACAGUUGUUCUGCAGACUGCCAUUCCGUUCCCGACUUCAUACACCACAAUUGUUACUGGCGUUCCUGGCACUUUCGCAGGCACUCGUGCCACCACAUUGCCAGUUUCUGGAACAUUAGGAACCGUUCUCCUGGAGACAGCCCUGCCAAUCCCAACUGCAUACACAACCAUUACUACCGGUGUGUUUGGCACUUUCUCAGGAACUCAGGUUUCUACUAUCCCCGGAAGUGAUACGAUCGCCACAGUUGUUCUGCAGACUGCUAUUCCGUUCCCGACGUCAUACACUACAAUUGUUACUGGUGUUCCCGGCACUUUCGUGGGCACUCGUGCCACAACUUUACCCGUCAGCGGCACUCUGGGAACCGUUCUUCUAGAGACAGCUCUACCGAUUCCUACCGCCUACACUACCAUCACUACUGGUGUGUUUGGCACUUUCUCAGGAACUCAGGUUUCUACUAUCCCCGGAAGCGAUACGAUCGCCACGGUUGUUCUGCAGACUGCCAUUCCGUUCCCGACUUCAUACACCACAAUUGUUACUGGCGUUCCUGGCACUUUCGCAGGCACUCGUGCCACCACAUUGCCAGUUUCUGGAACAUUAGGAACCGUUCUCCUGGAGACAGCUCUACCGAUUCCCACCGCCUACACUACCAUUACUACCGGCGUCUUUGGCACUUUCUCCGGCACACAGGUUUCAACUAUUCCCGGAAGUGACACUAUUGCCACAGUUGUUCUGCAGACUGCCAUUCCGUUCCCGACUUCCUACACCACAAUUGUUACUGGCGUUCCUGGCACUUUCGCAGGCACUCUUGCAACUACCUUGCCAGUCAGCGGCACCUUGGGUACGGUUCUACUGCAGACAGCUCUACCGAUUCCCACCGCCUACACUACCAUUACUACCGGCGUUUUUGGCACUUUCUCUGGUACUCAGGUCUCAACCAUCCCCGGAAGUGAUACGAUCGCCACAGUUGUUCUGCAGACCGCUAUUCCGUUCCCGACUUCCUACACCACAAUUGUCACUGGCGUUCCUGGCACUUUCGCAGGCACUCGUGCCACAACUCUACCCGUAAGUGGUACUCUGGGAACUGUUCUUCUGGAGACAGCGCUACCAAUUCCCACCGCCUAUACAACCAUUACUACCGGCGUUUUCGGUACAUUCUCUGGCACUCAGGUUUCUACUAUCCCCGGAAGCGAUACGAUCGCCACGGUUGUUCUACAGACUGCCAUUCCGUUCCCGACGUCCUACAUCACAAUCGUCACUGGCACGCCGGGCACUUUCGCAGGCACUCGUGCAACUACCUUGCCAGUCAGCGGCACCUUGGGUACGGUUCUUCUGCAGACAGCCCUGCCAAUCCCAACUGCAUACACAACCAUUACUACCGGUGUGUUUGGCACUUUCUCAGGAACUCAGGUUUCUACUAUUCCUGGAAGUGAUACGAUCGCCACAGUUGUUCUGCAGACCGCUAUUCCGUUCCCGACUUCCUACACCACAAUUGUUACUGGCGUUCCUGGCACUUUCGCAGGCACUCGUGCCACAACUCUACCCGUCAGUGGUACUCUGGGAACUGUUCUUCUGGAGACAGCCCUGCCAAUCCCAACUGCAUACACAACCAUUACUACCGGUGUGUUUGGCACUUUCUCAGGAACUCAGGUUUCUACUAUCCCCGGAAGCGAUACGAUCGCCACGGUUGUUCUGCAGACUGCCAUUCCGUUCCCGACUUCCUACACCACAAUUGUUACUGGCGUUCCUGGCACUUUCGCAGGCACUCGUGCCACCACAUUGCCAGUUUCUGGAACAUUAGGAACCGUUCUCCUGGAGACAGCUCUACCAAUUCCCACCGCAUAUACAACUAUCACUACCGGUGUGUUUGGCACUUUCUCAGGAACUCAAGUUUCUACUAUUCCCGGAAGUGACACUAUUGCCACAGUUGUUCUGCAGACUGCCAUUCCGUUCCCGACUUCCUACACCACAAUUGUUACUGGCGUUCCUGGCACUUUCGCAGGCACUCGUGCCACCACAUUGCCAGUUUCUGGAACAUUAGGAACCGUUCUUCUGGAGACAGCUCUACCGAUUCCCACCGCCUACACUACCAUCACUACCGGCGUCUUUGGCACUUUCUCCGGCACCCAGGUUUCAACCAUCCCCGGAAGUGACACUAUUGCCACCGUUGUUCUGCAGACCGCUAUUCCGUUCCCGACGUCGUACACCACAAUAGUCACUGGCGUUCCCGGUACUUUCGCCGGCACUCGUGCUACAACUUUACCCGUCAGUGGUACUCUGGGAACUGUUCUUCUGGAGACAGCCCUGCCAAUCCCAACUGCAUACACAACCAUUACUACCGGUGUGUUUGGCACAUUCUCCGGUACGCAGGUCUCUACUAUCCCUGGAAGUGAUACGAUCGCCACGGUUGUUCUGCAGACUGCCAUUCCGUUCCCGACUUCCUACACCACAAUUGUCACUGGCACGCCGGGCACAUUCGCAGGCACUCGUGCCACCACAUUGCCAGUCAGCGGCACCUUGGGUACGGUCCUCCUGCAGACAGCUCUGCCAAUUCCCACCGCCUACACUACCAUCACCACCGGUGUGUUUGGCACAUUCUCCGGUACCCAGGUCUCUACUAUUCCUGGAAGUGAUACGAUCGCCACGGUUGUUCUACAGACUGCUAUUCCGUUCCCAACGUCAUACACCACAAUAGUCACUGGCGUUCCCGGCACUUUCGCCGGCACUCGUGCCACCACAUUGCCAGUUUCUGGAACAUUAGGAACCGUUCUUCUGGAGACAGCUCUGCCAAUUCCCACCGCCUACACUACCAUCACUACCGGUGUGUUUGGCACAUUCUCCGGUACCCAGGUCUCUACUAUUCCUGGAAGUGAUACGAUCGCUACAGUUGUUCUGCAGACUGCCAUUCCGUUCCCGACGUCGUACACCACAAUAGUCACUGGUGUUCCCGGCACUUUCGCAGGCACUCGUGCCACAACUCUACCCGUCAGCGGCACUCUGGGAACCGUUCUUCUGGAGACAGCCCUGCCAAUUCCAACCGCAUACACAACUAUUACUACUGGCGUCUUUGGCACAUUCUCCGGCACCCAGGUUUCAACCAUCCCCGGAAGUGACACUAUUGCCACCGUUGUUCUACAGACUGCCAUUCCGUUCCCGACUUCCUAUACCACAAUUGUCACCGGCACGCCGGGCACAUUCGCAGGCACUCGUGCCACCACAUUGCCAGUCAGCGGCACCUUGGGUACGGUCCUCCUGCAGACAGCUUUGCCAAUUCCCACCGCCUACACUACCAUCACCACCGGUAUCUUUGGCACAUUCUCCGGCACCCAGAUUUCAACCAUCCCCGGAAGUGACACUAUUGCCACCGUUGUUCUACAGACCGCUAUUCCGUUCCCGACUUCCUACACCACAAUUGUCACCGGCACGCCGGGCACAUUCGCAGGCACUCGUGCAACUACCUUGCCAGUCAGCGGCACCUUGGGUACGGUUCUCUUGCAGACAGCGCUACCAAUUCCCACCGCAUACAUAACCAUCACUACCGGUGUCUUUGGCACAUUCUCCGGUACCCAGGUCUCUACUAUCCCUGGAAGUGAUACGAUCGCCACGGUUGUUCUGCAGACUGCCAUUCCGUUCCCAACGUCGUACACCACAAUUGUCACCGGCACACCGGGCACCUUCGCAGGUACUCUUGCCACAACCUUGCCAGUCAGCGGCACCUUGGGUACGGUUCUCCUGCAGACAGCGCUACCAAUUCCUACUGCCUACACAACCAUCCCAACAGGUGUCUCAGGAAACUUUCCUGGUACAUCAUAUGUUACUCUUUCGGGCUCUGGUACUCUCAUUACCGUUUUGGCAGAGACCGCAAUUCCCACCACAACAUAUACGACCGUUACUUCCGGGGUCACCGGCGCUGUUUUCACAGGAACCUCAUAUGUUACCCUUACGGGCUCUGGUCUCACACAAACGGUUAUUGCCGCAACAGCGGUACCCCUCAUUUACACGACCAUCCCUACAGGAGUUGGUGGAACCUUCAUAGGAACCCAAUAUGUCACUUUGUCUGGCUCUGGUCUCACACGAACCGUUCUUGCAGAGACUCGAAUUCCCACGGCAACACGUAUUGUUACUACCACUUCGCAACCGGCGGGCUGUAUCGCUACGCCGGCCGCUACUCAUACCGGUUUCUGCUUGCCUAAUGUCGCCUCUUCAAUCGCAGUUCCUUCGGCAUGCAGCGUAAUGGACAACCAGGUCAUCAGUUUACCUUCCAUUACACAGUUGAACAGUUGUUCAGCUGCUCUAGGCAACACCCUGAACAUUGCCGGUGUUGCGAACUGUGUUGUUGGAUUAGCGCUUCUAUACUCCUAUUCUAACUGUAUCCGAAAUGCACUCGUCGGCAAGUGUAUUACUAACCUUCCGACUAUUUGUGGUAACAUCCUCACAUCUACUUCAACCUCCAACCUUUACGCUAAUGCGAAUACUUGCGUCAAUACCCUUGGAGCUUUCAGGAACACCUAUAACACAGGGUUAACCUCUUGUCUCUCUUUGACUACAAACUUGGGCGUUCUCAAUUGCAUUGAAACUACUCUCGGCCUUCCCGCAAACUCUUCGCGCGCAAACACUGCAGUGUUAUGUCCUUCCGGAACAGCUUGCCCCCAAACACCUACUGCGUGCGGAAGUCUCCUCGAUCUUUCAGUCAGUCUUACAAGUGGUGUUGACGCACAAGUCAACCUGUGUAGGGCGGCCCUUGUUGUAAACAACAUCGUAGGCGUCGUCGACAGCACUCUUUCUUCUGUUCUUUCUGGUGUCGGUUGUCUUGCCAGCGACCUUGUUGGGCUUCUUGUCGGUACCCUUACGGGUGAUAGAACGGCAUAUGGCAACUGCUUCCAGCAAACCCUUCAGAGCCAGUGCAUUACUAGCCUACCUCCAAGCUGUCUGAACAUCGGACUUGGCGCACAACCUACCGGCUUCCUUGGCAUAGAAGCUGUAGUGUCCGUUACGGAGCUUCUAAACUGCGUUACGAGUCUCAAGCUUUUGGCAAACAGAGUUGAUCCAAACUGUUUCAACGUGGCUUUGGGCAGGCAAGGAAUUGUCAGCUGCCUCAACUUGAGCUUGUUCGGAAUUGCCACAGUUAAUGUUGUCACAUGA